Xyrichtys novacula (pearly razorfish) is the source of this 6390-nucleotide messenger RNA. NCBI's taxonomy places the organism in Eukaryota, Metazoa, Chordata, Actinopteri, Labriformes, Labridae. The record is from the annotation of a GenBank genome assembly.
AUGGCAAGCAGGAGAUUCUCAUUGGACAGCUCUGUGUGAGUAAAUAUCCGACAUUUUCAGUGACUUUUACCUGAACUCUCUGUUACCUUGAUAUUCUUGGUUAUAUUUGGUCACUUAUACUUCUCUUUUACAGCUGAUGGAGAUGAGAAAAAGUGCAUAAUGUACAUCAAUAUUCUUGUUAAGUCGCUUUUGCGUUUGUGGCCAUUGGUGAAUAGAUGUAAAAGUGUCCUCCAGAGACCCCUGCUGUUACUCAGACAGUGCAAACUAACCUCAGGCCUUAUGGUGGGACAGCCAGCUCAAUUUGGAGAGGACAGCUGUUACAGGUUGUUUUAGCUAGUUUUACUUCACCCCCAGGAACGAUUCAAACUGAAAUAUAUAAUUUAUAAUCUUCAAUCAACAGUAUAGUCACGUAUACUACCUCUUUACUCUUCAGCCUACAGUGCUCCUGACACUCUGUUGAUGAUAGACUACAGUAAAAGGUGUUUUGUUGAUACAUCAUGUAAAAUCAACAAUCUCUGUGGGAAAUAAAGCCUCACCUGAUGAAAACAAUGCAAGUAAAGAUAGUGACAAGACAGGACUUGCUGUCUCCCACAUUUACUUUUGUAUAGUGUUACAUAAUCUUUGUGUUUUCAUUUUGUUUAUUUAUUCAUGUGACAUUGUUAUGUCAGUCCCACCUGUGUGCUGCAUCCUCACUGAGCAAUUAUAUCUUCCCUGCUCUCUUGAGACAGUAUUGCAGACGGAGCAGGACUUCUCGGUGCUAAAGGAAGUGGCGGUAAACUCGGCAGUAAGAAAUCCAAACAGACCCAGAGCCUGGAUGAUGCCCGGAUGGAGUUCCAGGAGCUAAAUCGCUCCAUGAAUUCCGGUGCCCCCCUCAGGUAAACUGCUUUAAAUACCACACAGGCAUUUUAAGGUAUUAGAGGGUUUUUUUACUUAAAAUCCUGAGAACGUUAAUUGUGUUAUGAUCUUGUUUGUGUCUUCAGGGAGCAGCCCAUAGCAGAGGAGAACAUGGACAAACCAGAUGGACUCAUCAACAGUAAUGUAAUUGCAUGUUAUCUUACUCCUUGAUGUUUAAAGCUCAGCUUCAUACUUUCAUGGUAACAAUAUAUCAUUUACUUUAAUGCAAUUAAUAUGUGAAAGUGGUAAAAGGAGAGAAACAAAUCUGUAAUUUCAUUUUGCAUAAUGAUGCCAGCUUCACAGAAUGUCCUGUUUAUUCUCUGUAUGAGCAAUCUGUAAUUUUACUGUUUAAGCCCACUGCCAAUGCUUUUAAAAGUCUUCUUUUUCCUGUACCUGGCAGCUGUAACUUAUAAAAUCUCACUGUAAUUAAGGCCCACCAGCUCAGUAUGAUACAGUAUGCACACAGGGGAUGCAUAGCUUAUGAACAUUAGCAAGCGCUAGGCACCUGAGAGACAGAGGAGUUGUUGCCAAAACAUACAAACAUUACCGAGAUGGUCAGAAACACAACUCCAUAAUUUGAAUAAUAUUGUUAUUAGACAUAUCAGUUUAAAUCAAUGAUGGUUUGUCAAUGUAACUUUUUUUUAAUUUCAUAAUUUCUUGUGUUAAGUGUGCUUUAUUUCCUACAUGAUAAAACUACGCUUUCUAUUUGAAAUGUAAGAUAGUAAUUGUACAUCAUGAGGUGCAGAUCUAAAUGAAAACAAUUAAAAGAGCGGUUAAAAAGUAUAAAUGUUCAUUUGACCUGUAACCUGAAGAUACACAAGCUCUAAUGUUUUUGGAUUAACGGUAAAUCCUUGAAUUUCAAUAUUUACAAGUGUCUAGUCAUCUUUUAGAGACCUUACGAGCAGCAGCAGGUUCUUUUUUGUCUCUACUCUGUUUUGUGACAUUUUCUAACCAGUGUGAAGGACUACUAUGAACCCACCGUAUUACUGUAUGCUGAGUUUUAGCUUUUUAACACUUGACUAUUUCCCCCCCACAGAGCUUCAAAAAGCACAACAAAAGCUUUCACAAACUUUUCCCGGAUAUCCCUGAAGCAGAGAACCUGACCCACGGUGAGCUGAUCCAUCCAGUUUUAAAUUCCUAUCUUACUGAUUUCUGGCUGAUACUGUUUACCAGGUGAAACAUUUGUGGACAAGGUUUUCACAGCUUUAAGUGAUGUGGUGUCUUUGUGUGUCUGUUGCAGCAUUCACCUGCUCCAUGCAGAAGGAGGGGCUGUAUCAUGGAAAGCUGUAUAUAUCUGAACACCAUGUUUGUUUCCACUCAUCUGUGCUGCUCAAAGACACCAAGGUAACAAAUUUAGACUCAAGAGCUAAACCCAGUGCACACUGGUGAAGUUCCAGUAAGCUGAUUUUUUGUUUUAAUCAGGGUAGUAAUUGUUUAUAAAUUGAUGAAUUACAUUUAUUUGACCUUAGUUUUGUUGUAACUUUGGCAGAACAGCUCACAUUUUGUCAAAGAGAAGGUUGACAUUUAAAUCAGCGUAUUUCAAAUUCACUAUCCCCUCCGGCAUUCAAAAUACCAAGGACUCCCUUUUCACUGAAAUGUUUCAUAACAGAUAAUAGAUUGUACUAUCUAUUUCUCUUUUAUAAUAGAUUGUAAAAUGACAUUAAUGACCUUUUGAUUCCUGUGAUGACAUUUAAUUAAAAGCUAUUUUGUCGACCUUGCAGGUGGCUGUUUCAGGAUGCAGUGUCAGGGAGGUGAAGAAAUACAACUCAGCUUUAUCCAUGUUGUCCAUUAAGACUUCAGAUGGAGAGAAGGUCAGACUACACAUCAAAAAAAUACAUCUAUACUCAUAUUGUUCUCUGUUCUUUGUUUUUAUUUUAGUUUAUCUGUUAAUUAUAAAGUUCUCUAUAACAACAACAAAAGACAAGGUUGUAAAUAUGUUUGGUCCUGCUGUAAAAAUUGACAUUUAAGUAAGGAUCCUGCUGGACUUAUAGUCAUAUUUUUUGAUAUUGGGCACAAAUACGGACUGUUUCUUGCCAGAAUUAACCCCUUAUUUUUUUUUCUUUAUUAGUACACCUUUGUGUCUUUGAGGAACCGUGAGCUGUGUUACCAUCUCCUUACAAAUAUCUGCUCAUACGCAAAGGUAAGUUUCACUUAUCUACUGACACAUAAAAAAGGAAACAGAAGAAGAGCUGCAGGUUAAAUGUAUGUUUCUGUUUCAAACAGGAGGGGAGUCCCAACAGCAGUCCUCACCUCUCCUCUGCAGAGAACGAAGCUGAGCAUGACGUGGUAGGUUCGCUGCAGCAAACAAAGUUUGAGGGGUCUAACAUGCAUGCGUGAUGCGGGAUGGCUCUAACCUUCGGUGUCACUGUCCUUGUUGACAGGCCCCCGCUUAUUCCAGCUUAGAGGACAGCAUAGACCAUACGAGCAGACAGAGCAGCCACGACUUUGGCAUUCCUCAAAUGUCCAGCGAAGGUGAGAAAAACUGGAGUACAAUAUGAUUUGUCAGCAGUGUCUUGUAUGGGAGUCGUGCCAAGAUGGUAAUAUCUGAGAUACUAGCAUUAAAAAUCUUCAACCCUAACACCAAGUAUUUCAACAACACCAUGGGGAACAAUGCAUAUGUGUGUUUGUGACUUUGUAGGUCCUUCCAGGACCAAUUCCACACGUCAAAGCAGUAUUGCAGACCCAGAAACUCGAGGUGUGUGGUCGAGCUCACACAUAGUUGCACAUAGCAAAUAUACAUGGCAACCAUUUUCCUUAAGCCACAACAUAAUGUACUGCUGUUCUCAUGAACCAGCUGCAUUUUACUCCUCUCCAAUUUAUCAGCACCUUUAGUGUCAGUGGACAUUAAAAAGAUAAAAUGGGCUGUAUGUCUAGUGAGAAUAACUCAUCAGACGUGUCACACUGUUACAAAUGUUACAAAAGAUUUUGACUCCAAUUUAAUAUCACCUGUAACUUCUGGAGCAUUAACACUCGAGUCUGCUGACUCGGAUAUUCUAACAAGCUCGUCUGUUAAAAAGCCGCAUAGUUUACAGGAUAGGUGUAAAUUCUUCAGCUUUACAAGCAAUCACAAGAAUUUUUACUAAGAAACAAAUUUUGAAUGAAUGAGGAACUAACUUUUAGUUAAUGUGAAGUUCUUCAGUAACUACUCUAAUUUUGCAUGCCUUAGUUCCUCAUUAACUUGAUCAGGGGUUACUUAAGAACUGAUCAUUAUCAAAUAGUUAGAUUACUUCCUCAGUAACUAUACUCUCAUUUCGUGUGCCCAAGUUCCACAGUAACUUCUCAUUAUUUCCCCGUUAGUUCUUUAUUAGUUCCUCAGUAACUAUUGUAUUUUGUUGUACCUUAUUGUAAAGUGUUACCAAAAGUGAACUUAUAGGACGAUGGACAUCAAAAAGCUAAAUACAUAGCUGACCAUGCUUCAGGUUAAAAUGACUGAUUUAUUGCCUAUUGGCUACCGAACAGCAGCUGACAUUUCACUGUAGGGCAGCUGUGACAUCUCUCAAUCAGAAGGUCUGGGGUUCCACAUGUUGGAGUGUCCUUAGACAAGAUACUUGACCCCAAAUGUGUGGACAGGAUUAGUUAAUCCUGAUAGACACUUAACAUGGCAGCUGUGAAAGUGACAUGUAACGUAAAUGUGUGAGCUUUAUGAACACAGUCCAUUUAUUGUGACCAUUAUACUACCUGGUCUAGUAUAGAGAAAAGUGUCAAAAAGGAAUAAAACGUUUUUUUUUAAUCCAGCAGAGAGACCGUGGAUGUGGAGCAUCUUGGAGAGAGUUGCACCGUUCCUCUUUGUCAGCGACAUGAGGAACCUCAGCAUUCUCUUCUACAUCUAUGUGACACUGUGAGUAUAAAAGUCAAUUAGAUUUACUCAGAGACUGUGCUCAAGGAUAGUUUUAGGUACUCUUAUCACCAUUAGUUUGCUGCUACAGAUUCAGACACACUGUUUUAAAUUUAAUUUAAAUUACAGCUGCUCAAUAGAAUAUGGAAGAGUACAAAUAGACUUGUUCUUAUUGAAUUAUUUCAAAUAUUAUAUAUAUUGAAUUCUCAUUGAACAGUUUUUCACUUAGAUUUAUCAGUAACAGUUCCCCUUAAGACCUAAAAUUGAGUGUUUUUUUUUUUUUUUGUGAACCAUAGAGGUUUAAUAUAAAUGUAAAUUCUCUCAAAACAUCAGAUUGGGUUUUUUGAAAGAGUACACAGAAGCCCCCAAAACUCUUACUGCUUUGGGUUUACAUUUCUUAGAUGAAUUUUGCACCUGGACGCACAUCUUUUCAUGGGUUUCUGGGCUGAGGAAAUGCAAUCCUUGAGAUGUAGUUUUAGAAAUGUCACCACACAAUGUUCUCACAGGCUGCACGCAGAUACAAUUUACUGAUAUCACAUUGUUUUUGUUGUACAGUAUGUUCCUGUCCCCGCUCAGCCUUUGAUCUGCUCUACGAAAAAAAUGUGCUUUCCCCAGAGGGUAAAGUGUUGUAGCGUGUGACAGCAAAACACAAAGCAUUCACGUAAUUCUUGUGUCUGUGUUUGCAGGAUGGCGUUGCUGCUGGUGGCAUCAGGGUACAUUGGACUGAGAAUCAUCGCUUUGGAGGAGCAGCUUAACUCUUUAGGGACCCUGACAGAGUUGGCUUUGAGACACAGACAGUGAGUUAUCACCCAAACAUUCAGAAAGACAAGAAAAGAAAAGCUGCUGAAAAGAAGAUGAAGGAGGAAGUGAUUUGGGGACUGCAGAAAAAACACAUGACCAAGCCCGAACCGGUUUUGGUGACUUUUAAAACCGUAGCCAGUAGAUGAGAUUAGACAGAAGCAGAGUAGUUUUACAGGUUUGUGACAGCAGCACAGACGUAAGAUCACUGAUAACGUUCCUCCCAUCACACCACUGUGUCCUAAAUGUGACCUUAAGAUGAUGCUGUGGAAAAACCCUUACUGACUUAGUCACGCUUGAAGAUGAAACAGUCAAAAUAAAGAUAUUUGAAAAAAUCUAUUAUGAAGUUAAUUUACAAAAUGUGUUUCUGUCUUAGUAAAGGACAGUACGUAAACCUUUUUAAUCUGAACUAAUACACAUUUAAAUUCCUACUUUGUGCUCUAAAAUGUUUUUUUUUUACUGUUUAUAUAUUUCAGAGCUGUUACGAUGUCUUCUCAGACACAUGAGAUACCAAAUAAUAAAUGAUUCAUUGUUGAAGGUUAAUAAAGAAAAGCUGCUACAAGCUCUGAAUGAAUUUGUAUGUAGUAAUACCUUUCCCCUCGGGGAUCAAUAAAGUUAUUCUACUGUAUUGUAUUGUAUUGUAUUGUAUUGUAUUGUAUUGUAUUGUACAAAAAUGAGUGCAUCUACAAUCAUAACCAUUCUGCAUCACAGACACCUUUUGUAUUUUUCUAUUAUUGCUUCUCACUUUCACUGCAGGUCCAUUUCUACGAUGAGCUUAGAUUUUUUCAAAUCUCAUAUGAUAAAAUGUAACUUCUCUCCACCGCUGCUCUUUCCAUUUCCCAUGCAGGUACCAGGAAACAUAG